AUGUCUGCGAAAAAGUAUUCAAUCAUGAAAGAGAUUCAACUUACUUCGCGCGCUAUAGAGGAUACAAGCAAACGCAUCGAGGCGUUGGAGGAUAAGUUGAACUCCGAAUCGAUUCCGGAGAAAAAGAAAAAUGCAAUUAAACAAGAACUAAUAGAAGCGAGAAAACUAUUGGAAACGCACGAAGCUCAAUUGGAUCAUUUAGAAAUCCACAACAAAUCGACGUUUAUGCUUUGCGUAGGCCUGGUGUUCCUGGUGUUUUUAUUUUACAUGAUAUACAUUUUAUUUGCGAACGAUACCUCAUUUAUGGAUUAUUAA
Phyllotreta striolata is the source of this 315-nucleotide messenger RNA. NCBI's taxonomy places the organism in Eukaryota, Metazoa, Arthropoda, Insecta, Coleoptera, Chrysomelidae. The record is from the annotation of a GenBank genome assembly.